This is a messenger RNA of Colletotrichum phormii, 1782 nucleotides long. RefSeq lists its product as uncharacterized. The coding region runs from base 219 to 1448 and encodes 409 amino acids. The transcript has a single exon. The record is from RefSeq and is a predicted model, not a curated record. Lineage: Eukaryota; Fungi; Ascomycota; Sordariomycetes; Glomerellales; Glomerellaceae.
CGCCGGGCCGUUAGGAUGGAGAAGUGGGUGGACUGGGCAAAGUCCCAGAAAACUGCCCGCAUUCAUAAUCUACCCGGACAAGGCUGCAAGAGUAGACAUGCUACUCCAUAAAGUCUACUGGGACUUCGAUUUAACAGAUCUCCCGGACGUCAAGGACCAAGAAUGCUGGAAGCGUAUAACCUCUACACUCCGGAAUCCUGGACCUCACCCCACCCGAGAUGAUCUAUAUUCACGCACUCAACGCAGUCGACUGCGAGUUGGCCCGGAUCUUCAACAACGGCCGCAUGCACGAGACCCUCGUCGAGAUGGCGAGAGACGUGGGCUUUGACGCGCAUAAAUGCUGCGACCCGUCGCUCUCGAUGGAGCAGAGGAAAAUUGUGCCUCCGAGAGGAUCUUGGCAGAUGAACAGUGCGGACGAGCACACGAUUGACGACCGGGCUGCGAUCACUUCCAGGCGGUUUGAUCUGGACAAGCUCAAUUAUGCGGCUGUUUCGGAGCUCUUGCUCGAGCAGCAGGCCCUCAAGGAGAAGAGGGAGGCAGCUGCUGCUCGUACCACUCCUAAUAGCGCGGUUGAUCGAUAUCAGGGUGGCUCGGCGGGAACUGGAGGCGGCUGGCAUAGACAUGCGAGCCCUGCCUCCUCUGGAGGACCCAGAAAUGAGCCAAAGACAUCGAAAAAGGCUACCGCGGUGGACGGGAAUGUUCGCUUUCGCUUACAAUCGAACAAGCCGUCUUCAUUGACGGAAGAGUCAACAGUUUCUAGAAGAAUGUCGUCCAGGGGUCCAAUUAGGGAUCUUUUUGACCAAGAGGAACCUUCGAUGCUCAACGACCCAAGUUCAACUCUGGUCAUCAACGGGGUUAUUGUUCAGCAAGGACAAGCCGGUGGCGGCGUCCAACAAGAAAGAGCCACAGCCGCUGCGAGACCAGGGUCGAGGUCAGCAACGAGCACAUCCUCGAGAGGAGGGCUGUCUGGUUUCCAAAACCCCUUCACCAAGCCACCUGCUGAAGCGCCUGUCAAUACUCAACGGACUACGGAGCAGCAAGCUCGACGAGAAUCGAGUGGUCCGCCGAGGGGCAUUCCACUCCAGCAUCGCACGUUGGCGAGAAGACCGAGUGGAACUCAAGAGUCCGGACUGUCGACACCGUCGACCCCACCGACACAUGCCUCCUCCAGCAGUGUCCAGCAACAGAGAAGCUCAUCAGUCAAGACACAGGUUCAAGAGCAGAGACUUGCGACUAUCCCGCCGGCAGAACACAAGACGGAUAGUCAGACCGCCGAGAUUCCUACCCAAGAAAAGUCGACCCAAGAAAAGUCGUCGACCCAGGUUCAGAACCUCACAGCCGAGAUAGCGAAGAAGCUUGAGGCAACCAUCAACCAGAGCCUUUUGGAAGCGAUCCGAGGAGUCUACCGCGGCGUUCCGAAGAUCAUGGAGGGAAGGAUACAAGGAUGACUAGACAGCCCAGAGUGUCGCUCCGUGGAAUUCACUGUCCUUCGAGACGUCGAAAGCGAGACCACCAGGAUUGUCAAGGAAUCUGUCAUGGCCAAGAUGAAGGCCAUGGAGCAAAUCAUCAAGGGCUCCGAGAACCCGCGUCAAGCGGGAGUCGGUCCGGGACACCAAGCACAAAGCUGAUGAGAAGGAUGCGGAAGAAGGUGACCAGACUCAACAGGCCGCGAAGCGACAGCGGGGCGAUGGUGGUGGCAGUGGUUGAAUCACAUGAACGUUACCGGCUGACCGACUGUUCGGAUGUUGACAGCGGAUAGAUGGGAUAUGGCAUUUUUGACAC